UGCCUCUGUUACUAUAUCAUUCUCUCGUUCUCCAUUUUCUCUUCUAUAUUGGGAUUUGGAACUCUCGAUCUUGAUUUUCAUCAAUGGCAGGAGGAGCAAUCGUCAACACUGCCGGAGGGAAGGACUACCCCGGAAAGAUGACUCUUUUCGUCUUCUUAACAUGCCUUGUAGCCGCCACCGGAGGCCUCAUCUUCGGCUACGACUUAGGGAUCUCCGGUGGUGUGACGUCCAUGAAUUCGUUUCUGAGGAAAUUUUUCCCUUCAGUUUACCGUAAGCAGCUGGCGAACCAGACCACCAACCAGUACUGCAAGUUUGAUUCUCAGUUGCUUACCACUUUCACAUCUUCACUCUAUCUGGCCGCGUUGAUCGCUUCCUUCUUCGCCAGUACCGUCACUAGGGUGUUUGGCAGGAAGUGGUCUAUGUUUGGGGGUGGCAUCAUCUUCUUGGUUGGUGCUGCCAUUAAUGGCGCAGCCAAGGAUGUCGCCAUGCUCAUCAUCGGCCGUAUCUUACUCGGAAUCGGUGUUGGCUUUGCCAAUCAGUCUGUUCCAGUUUAUCUAUCUGAGAUGGCUCCGGCGCGUCUGCGUGGUAUGCUUAACAUGGGUUUCCAACUAAUGAUCACUAUCGGCAUCCUUGUUGCCAACCUCAUCAAUUAUGGCACUGCAAAAAUCAAAGGAGGAUGGGGUUGGAGAAUCAGUCUUGCUCUCGCAGCUGUCCCUGCAGCCAUUAUUACUUUAGGUUCUUUGUUCCUUCCUGAUACUCCCAACUCUCUCAUUGAACGUGGUUAUGAUGAGAAAGCUAGGAACAUGCUUCGUCGGAUUCGCGGCACUGAUGAUAUCACCUUAGAGUACAAUGACCUUGUGGUGGCUAGUGAAGAGUCCAAGGCUGUCAAACACCCAUGGAGGAAUAUACUCCAAAGGAAGUAUAGGGCCCAACUCACCAUGGUCAUCUUCAUUCCCUUUUUCCAACAAUUUACGGGCAUUAAUGUCAUCACGUUUUACGCACCUGUGCUCUUCAAAACCUUUGGCUUUGGUGCCGAUGCUUCUCUUAUGUCUGCAGUUAUUACUGGUCUUGUCAAUGUCUUUGCCACCCUUGUUUCCAUCUUCACUGUUGACAAGUAUGGUAGGAGGCUUCUCUUCUUAUUUGGUGGAGUUCAAAUGAUCAUCUGCCAGAUUGUAGUUGGAACGUUGAUUGCCGCCAAAUUUGGAACAAGUGGAGAAGGACAUCUCCCCAAAGCGUACGCAGGCUUUGUGGUGUUGUUCAUAUGUCUCUAUGUUGCGGGUUUUGCAUGGUCCUGGGGGCCUCUCGGGUGGCUCGUCCCUAGUGAAAUAUUGCCUUUGGAGAUCCGAUCCGCUGGACAAAGUAUCAAUGUCUCCGUGAAUAUCUUUACCUUCCUCAUUGCGCAACUUUUUCUUACCAUGCUAUGUCACAUGAAGUUUGGUCUCUUCUAUUUCUUUUCUGGAUGGGUGGUGAUUAUGACCAUCUUCAUUGCCUAUCUCUUACCGGAAACCAAGAAUGUACCAAUUGAGGAGAUGAUUCUUGUGUGGAAGAACCAUUGGUUUUGGAGCAAGUUCAUCGCAGAUAGUGAUGUUCAUGUCGGCAGCCUUGAGAUGGGCAAUGGAAAAUCUGUUUCUGUAUGAUCUUCUUUGAGAGUAAACUGAAAGUCCCAUGUUCUUAGAUAAAAAUAGCUUUAGUGCAUAUUGUUGGAUGAUUAUGCUGUACUAUGUUUAAGGAACUUUUCACUUAUCUGUUUUUUUUUUU
Molecule: messenger RNA, 1758 nt
Organism: Dioscorea cayenensis subsp. rotundata (Guinea yam)
Lineage: Eukaryota; Viridiplantae; Streptophyta; Magnoliopsida; Dioscoreales; Dioscoreaceae
Product: sugar transport protein MST3-like
Biological process (GO): monosaccharide transmembrane transport
Cellular component (GO): membrane
Molecular function (GO): monosaccharide transmembrane transporter activity
Source: RefSeq, a predicted model, not a curated record